CACGUGCUUCUACGUGUGCUCCUGCAUGUACUCUAUUUAAUGCCCCUCAGCAAUGGCCUCUACAGUUGUGGUCCAGCUGGGCCAGUGUGGUAACCAGAUAGGACCUCAGCUCUUUUCCCUCCUCCUCUCAGAUGCUUCUGCUACCUGCAAAUCCCCUCCUCUCUCCUCCUCCUCUAAUUAUUAUCAGAAAACCCUCAGUAGAUAUUUUCACAAAAAUGAUGGCAAGAAUACGUUAAAAGCAAGAUCAGUUCUCAUUGAUACUGAGCUAAAGGUCAUAGAGUCCUCUCUAACGGAAGCAAAGAGAGGAGGAGCCUGGGAGUACGACUCCUCCAGUAUAUAUAAAGGACGUCAAGGCUCUGGUAAUAACUGGGCUCACGGGUUUUAUCAACACGGACCGGCAGCUCAUGAAGGGAUUUUAAAUGCCGUGCAGAGAGAAGCUGAGAAAUGUGAUAGCCUAGAAGGUUUCUUAAUACUGAUGAGUGUAGCAGGUGGUACAGGGUCUGGAUUAGGUACUUAUGUAACACAGCUGCUCCAUGAUGAAUAUCCCACUUCUUGUCUAGUCAAUCCUGUUAUAUGGCCUUAUGCUUCUGGUGAAGUUAUUGUUCAGAAUUACAAUGCUCUUUUAACAACAGCCUCACUGUACAGCUCAUCUGAUGCAGUGAUACUCCUACCCAAUGAUCACUUACAUAAAGUGUGUUCUAGACUCCUUCAUCUUAAAGAGAUUAGCUUUAAAGAUCUCAAUAAAGUAGCUACUCAUAUUCUAGCCAGCAUUCUUCAACCAGCUGUACCACACAGCUCUUCUUGUUCUGCCAGAGACUCAAGUUUACUGAGUAACUGGUGCUCCUUAAGUGACCUCUGUACUUCACUCACCCCUCACUCUUCUUAUCGGCUCCUCUCAGUAAAGUCCCUCCCUCAAAUGCCCGAGCGUUCCCAUGCCUACACUAAUUACUUGUGGGCGGGGUUGAUCAAAUACUUACGUCAGAUGUUAUCGACGGAUUCUUUUAUUGAAGAGGGCAUGGAUUGGUCGCCAUCACCGGGUAAAAACUUAAAUAAAACUCUCUCAAAUUUAUUUAUAUUCAGAGGUAGAGAUCUUCAUGAACUUGAUCCCAGUAAUCUACUCUCAGACCAGUCAAUGUAUUCUAAUUCUGUUCCUCCAUCAAUGAGACAGUGGGUGUGGUCUAGUCCACACCCCUUCAACCAUUAUGAGAAGAGUUGUACUGUCAUAUCAAACAGUCAGAGUUGUCUCCAAUCUCUUAAUACAGUGACUGAGAAAGCAUGGAAGAUGUACAGUUCACGUGCGUAUGUUCAUCAAUACUCACGUUUUGGUAUGUGUGAAGAGAAUUUCAUGAAGAGUUUUGUUGAAGUUGAACAAAUAAUAAAAGAUUAUUCACUAAUAUGAUUGUACUGGUAAGUAGUCAUAUAUAUUUCUUGUACUAUUUUAUUCAUUUUUAAGAAUAUUUUUGACUGCCUUUUGAA
Amphimedon queenslandica is the source of this 1476-nucleotide messenger RNA. RefSeq names its product tubulin delta chain-like. Gene Ontology annotation, biological process: microtubule-based process. The record is from RefSeq and is a predicted model, not a curated record. Gene Ontology annotation, cellular component: microtubule. The transcript is spliced from 2 exons. Bases 53 to 1399 code for a protein of 448 amino acids. Gene Ontology annotation, molecular function: GTP binding; structural constituent of cytoskeleton. Lineage: Eukaryota; Metazoa; Porifera; Demospongiae; Haplosclerida; Niphatidae.